GACAGAUGGACGAGAUGAAGUGAGAAACACACUACGAAAUCAGCAACACCAACUACAGGACGACGCUAGCACGUGCUACAAUCAAGAGCAAAGCAGAGGACACCUACCUCGGACGCAGAAAACUUCAGCUGAUUUUCCAUAACCAUGGCAAAGGUCUAUAAGAAGACAAGUGGCAAUGGUUCGCUUUGCCUCUAUUUGGGCAGGAGAGACUUUGUGGACCAUGUGGACAGUGUUGAUGCUGUUGAUGGAGUGCUCAAGAUUGAUCCUUCAGGUCUUAAUGGAAGGAAAGUGUGGGUACAGCUUGCAUGUGCUUUCCGCUAUGGCAAAGAGGAUUUGGAUGUGAUUGGAGUUUCCUUCAGGAAAGACAUCUGGGUAAAGCGCAUUCAGAUAUAUCCACCUGCAGCAAGCAAUCCCCCCAACACACCGAUGCAGGAUGCGCUUCUGAAGAAAGCUGGGGAUCAAGGGCACCCCUUUACUUUUGAGAUCCCCAUAAAUCUUCCGUGCUCAGUGUCCCUUCAACCAGCACCAGAAGAUGCUGGCAAGGCUUGUGGGGUUGACUAUGAAGUGAAAGCAUAUAUCUCCAAUGAGGCAGACAACCUAGAUGAGAAAGUUGAAAAGAAAGACACUUGUCGUUUGAUUAUCCGCAAAAUCCAAUAUGCACCAGAUAAGCUGGCAGCUGGACCCAAGGCUGAUAUCAAUAAACAAUUUAUAACUGCAGACAAACCAAUGCACCUGGAAGCCUCAAUGGAGAAGGAGCUCUACUACCAUGGUGAUCCAAUUUCUGUUAAAGUGAAAGUGAACAAUGAGACCAGUAAAGUAGUAAAGAAAGUCAAAAUCACGAUUGACCAAAUUACAGAUGUUGUGCUAUACUCAGCGGACAAAUACAACAAAUGUGUCCUGAAUGAAGAAUUUGGGGACCAAAUUGAUGCUAACUCCACCUUUGAGAAGGAAUAUAGACUCACUCCUCUGCUGGCCAACAACAAAGAGAAACAUGGUCUUGCACUGGAUGGCAGACUAAAGGAUGAAGACACCAACUUGGCUUCUUCAACAAUUCUGCGGCCUGACAUGAAUAAGGAAAUGCAAGGCAUUAUGGUUUCCUACAAAAUUAAGGUUACCCUCAUGAUGGGAGGUGGUCUUUUGGGAAGUCUCACAUCAAGUGAUGUUGUUGCUGAGCUACCUUUGGUUCUAAUGUCACCGAAGCCCGCAGAUGUGUAAGUAUUGAAGUAAACUUGUUUUCUCAUGUUCAGAAAGAAUGCUGUCCUUCUAUGCACUUUCUUUUAUAAAUCUUGGACUUGACCAUUAAAAAAAAAAAGUUCCUCAGUAAACAAUCACUACACACUGGAGUAUAGAGAAAGGUUUAAACAGUACCUGGAACAUAAUUGCUAGGCGAUUUCAAAAUAAGUGCCACAGAUUUAUUUUUAGACAGAAGUCAAUGUUCUUAAUGAGCAAAAAUAUAAACAGAGACUUUUAAACAAUUUAAAAGAGAAUGAUAAAAUGUGUUGUUUUAUAGUGUUUUGAAAUUGACUUUAAAAGGAAUAUUGCUCUCUGUACUUUAUACUUGUAUAACACCAGAACAAGAGAUCAGAGAUAACUGGGAAACAGAUAUAAGAAGCAGAAGAUCUUGCUUGUCAUGUUUUUAUCUUAUCUCUUAAUUAUUAUUAUAAUUUUUUUUAAAUAAUUUUUUUCACAAAAAUUAUGUUGACUAAGCUACUGUUAGAUUAAUGUUUUACUCUGUCAUUUAUUUUGCU
Molecule: messenger RNA, 1748 nt
Organism: Myxocyprinus asiaticus (Chinese sucker)
Lineage: Eukaryota; Metazoa; Chordata; Actinopteri; Cypriniformes; Catostomidae
Product: arrestin-C-like
Exons: 15
Coding region: 145-1215 (356 amino acids)
Biological process (GO): G protein-coupled receptor internalization; signal transduction; visual perception
Molecular function (GO): G protein-coupled receptor binding
Source: RefSeq, a predicted model, not a curated record